AUGAAUGUGAAUGGCAAUGAUAAUGGUGCAGAUGAUGAUCUAACGGUAUCGCAAGGUUGUUAUCUGUUGGAGGAAGCCCAUAAAUGUAUUAUGGAAGCUCUCAGCCUGUUAUCAGGACCAGAUGAGGAUUCCGAAUUGGCGUUAGACAGACAUACCUUCCGAUUAGCUGUUCACGCACUUCGACGCGGUGUACUCGCUGUACGUGUUAUUGAGUUAUUUCCAAGUGGUCUUUUUGAAGAAUUGGCCUAUGCGGAGCAUAAAAAAUCUAAGGGGAAAAUAUCCAUAGAGUCUUUGCGAUAUAGUGCUGGUGAUUGCGGACAUGUAUGUGGUAGUAAUGGCGACUUGUCGGAUUCUGAUUCUGAUAAUGUGAAAACAAGUCAUAAAACUGUGAAUGUGGUUGAUGGACUGAAGCGCCAUUUAGUCGGUAUCACGUUGAUGUGUUAUUCUGUUCUGCUUUUGUAUUAUAUAGUCCACACCAGACGUGAAGAGUCUAAUUUUAUCCUUGCUCUGGAUUAUUGUAAUCACGUUUUAUCGUUUGUUCCUGGCACUGGCACUUCAUUAUUUGAUAGAGAAUUAGCGCUUUUACAUGCACGUCAUCUCAUGGAAAAUUGUAGAUACGAUGAGUCUGAAAUUGACCAGACAGUAAAUAUUUGUUUGAUGUUGUUUGAAGAGGAACGAAAACGGGAAUUACGCGACGCUGGGCGAAUGCGUUAUUUACAGGCCGUUCACGCAUCCUGUAAAGAUAAAGUGGCGUUCGGUGGAUAG
This is a messenger RNA of Cercopithifilaria johnstoni, 765 nucleotides long. The record is from the annotation of a GenBank genome assembly. Lineage: Eukaryota; Metazoa; Nematoda; Chromadorea; Rhabditida; Onchocercidae.